GUAAGAAACUAGAAAAUUUCUUCAUUCAAUCUUAUAUAUAUAAAAGACAAGCCCAAACACAUCUAAAAUCAUAUAUAUUCAAUUAAGGCUUUUAUUGAUUUACAAUGACCAUGUUUGUUUAUACAACAAUAGCUUGUGCAAUCUUUUCCUUCCUAUGCAUCAUCUUCCAAAUCCAUAGAAGACGAUGUUGCAAAUAUCCCAUCUUGAUAGAUUAUACUUUUCUUGGCAUGUUACCAUCACUCCUUUGGAACUUGUGGAAUAUUCAUGAUUUCUUAGCUGCGUUAUUGAAGCAACAUAGAGGUAGUGGUGAGUUCAUGGGACCUUGGUUUACCAAAAUGAAUUAUUUCAUCACUAGUGACCCCAUGAAUGUGCAUCACAUAAUGAGCAAGCGUUUUGACAAUUAUGUGAAGGGUCAUGAAUUUCAUGAGAUAUUUGAAGCCUUUGGAGAUGGAAUAUUCAACGCUGAUUCAAAGACAUGGAAAUAUAAUAGGUCUCUUCUUCACUCUAUUUUUAAACAAAGAAGCUUUGAAUUGUUUCAAGAGAAAAUCAUUCAAAACAAGUUGGAGAGAAGUUUGAUUCCUUUGUUGGACCAUGUACAACAACAAGGGUCAGUGGUUGAUUUACAAGAUGUCUUCAAUCGCUUCACAUUUGAUAACAUUUGUUCUGUAGUUCUUGGAUGCGAUCCUAACUGUCUUUCCAUUGACUUCCCAGACGUUGCUUGUGAGAAGGCUUUUGACCAAAUUGAAGAAUGCAUAUUCUAUAGGCAUGUUGUGCCAAGAAGUGUUUGGAGGUUGCAACAAUUACUUCAAGUUGGUCAAGAGAAAAAGAUGACCAAAGCAUGCAAAGAAUUUGAUCAAUUUAUAUAUUCAAAUAUAGAGUCCAAAAGAGUGGAGCUAAGGAAAGGUACCAAAAAUAUUGAUGAAAUGGGUGAUUUGUUAACCACUUUGAUGAAUGAAGAGAAGGGAUCACAAGUAGUACAACAUGACGACAAGUUUCUAAGAGAUGCUGCUUUCAAUCUCUUUGUAGCCGGAAGAGAUACUAUAACUUCAGCGCUUACAUGGUUAUUUUAUCUCGUUGCUACACAUCCUUUAGUAGAAACCAAGAUUCUUGAAGAGAUUAAAGAACAUUUUGGAACCAUUAAUAUUGAUCAAAAGAAGUUAGGGGUUGAUGAAGUGAAGAAGCUAGUUUAUCUUCAUGGUGCUAUAUGUGAGGCUAUAAGGCUUUUUCCUCCUAUACCCUUUGAGCGCAAGAAAGCAAUUAAAGGUGAUGUACUUCCAAGUGGUCAUAUUAUUAAUCCAAAUACAAUUAUAUUAUUUUCUUUGUAUUCAAUGGGGAGAUUUGAAGAGAUAUGGGGAGAAGAUUGCUUGGAGUUCAAGCCAGAGAGAUGGAUAUCUGAGAGAGGUAGCAUUGUUCAUGAACCGUCUUAUAAGUUCUUUAGUUUUAAUGCUGGACCAAGGACUUGUUUGGGAAAGGACUUGUCCUUCAUUCAAGUUAAAAUGAUAGCAAUUGCUAUUUUGAGCAAAUAUUGUGUUCAAGUAGUGGAUGGUCAUGUUCCUAUAUUAAGUCAUUCAAUUGUACUUCUAAUGAAGAAUGGUUUGAAGGUUAGGAUAACAAAAAGAUGAAUUUGAUGGAGGUUUCCAGACACCGUCUCUUCAUUCCAACAAAAAUACUAGAAUCUGUCUGUAUCCAAGAAUAUUAAUAUAUAAAGCAUACAUCACUUUCUAUAACCAAAAUCACCUAUCACAUGUGAGCAGCGGCUGAUGAUGUUUAUGUAAUCUAGGAUAUUGUAGUUCUUCAUCUCAUUGGAAUAUUUAUUAAUAAACCAAAUGAGUUUAUUUGUGUGGGUA
Molecule: messenger RNA, 1847 nt
Organism: Medicago truncatula (barrel medic)
Lineage: Eukaryota; Viridiplantae; Streptophyta; Magnoliopsida; Fabales; Fabaceae
Product: alkane hydroxylase MAH1
Exons: 1
Coding region: 105-1622 (505 amino acids)
Molecular function (GO): iron ion binding; oxidoreductase activity, acting on paired donors, with incorporation or reduction of molecular oxygen; monooxygenase activity
Source: RefSeq, a predicted model, not a curated record